This is a messenger RNA of Opisthorchis viverrini, 282 nucleotides long. RefSeq lists its product as hypothetical. NCBI's taxonomy places the organism in Eukaryota, Metazoa, Platyhelminthes, Trematoda, Opisthorchiida, Opisthorchiidae. The annotation marks the transcript as partial. The transcript has 2 exons. The record is from RefSeq and is a predicted model, not a curated record.
AUGUGCUGCACACAGGCCGCCACAUGUUUCAGUUGGAACGAUUUUCGUGAUAUCGCAAAGCUGAGGCUUUUCAUAGAGGAAACUACUCGCAAGAUUCCUGAAAACUCUUCGACAGCCCACGACCGGUUUCGCCCUUCCACUUCGGGCUCAUCAGGUUGGCUAAGUCCCCGAUUUUCCGUACUACUUAAACCCAAAUUGGACUGUUUUCGAGAAAUACACACAUUUGCUAAUCAAUUUGGUUUUCACGACAGACUCAACUGUCGAAGGGUUUUCAGCAACCUU